This is a messenger RNA of Drosophila ficusphila, 365 nucleotides long. RefSeq names its product protein NCBP2AS2 homolog. Bases 1 to 258 code for a protein of 85 amino acids. The transcript has 2 exons. The record is from RefSeq and is a predicted model, not a curated record. NCBI's taxonomy places the organism in Eukaryota, Metazoa, Arthropoda, Insecta, Diptera, Drosophilidae.
AUGGUGCUGCGACUGCUGAUGCGCUACCUGGCCAACAACGAGCAGCUCAUCCAGCGCAUGGCGGACAGUUAUCCCAUGAGAAGGGCUGCUCAGUUGGUGGUUUCCCUGAUGUACCGCACCAAAAGCUUGGCCAGGGAGCAGGGACUGCACGAGAUGACGCCAGAGCGAUUCAAGUCCUUCGUCAACAUGUUCAAGAACAAUGUGCGGCAAGAACUGGAGGGCGUGAAAAAGGACCUCAACAGCAAGAAAAAAAACUAGGGAUCAGUCAAUAACUUUGAUUAAAGCGAUUGUAUAUACGCGGCAACAUAAAUUUUAGUCAACUUUAGCAAACACAGAUGAAUAAACAUUGAAGACAGAACAUUAAA